Parnassius mnemosyne (clouded apollo) is the source of this 1491-nucleotide messenger RNA. The record is from the annotation of a GenBank genome assembly. Lineage: Eukaryota; Metazoa; Arthropoda; Insecta; Lepidoptera; Papilionidae.
AUGGCAAAAGUCGCGGCUACACAAGGUUUGCAACCAAAGGCUAUUGAUGUAGGAGAAGCUGAUGACAAUGUUGAGAAGGAAUCCAGUGAAGGGGUCCGAUUGAAGAAGGAGUUGAGUUUGUUGAAUGGUGUAGCGAUAAUUGUUGGCGUUAUAGUGGGGUCCGGGAUCUUCGUAUCACCAAGCCUGGCACUGAAAUAUGCCGGCUCCAAAGGCAUGGCACUGAUUGUGUGGGUGCUAUCUGGAUUCCUUUCUAUGAUUGGUGCUUUGUGUUAUGCGGAACUUGGUACAAUGAUCCCGAAAUCUGGUGGAGAUUAUGCUUACAUAGGCGAAGCGUUUGGACCACUUCCUGCGUUUUUAUACCUUUGGGUGGCGCUGUUCAUCCUUGUCCCUACCGGGAACGCUAUCACGGCGCUCACUUUCGCCCAGAACAUCCUUCAGCCCCUUUGGCCAGCUUGCGAACCUCCUACGGAUGCCGUGAGCCUUAUAGCUGCAAUCGUCACAUGUUUCCUCACUGCUAUCAACUGCUACAAUGUGAAAUGGGUAACUAGAGUACAAGAUACGUUCACUGCCGCAAAAAUUUUGGCCCUCCUCGUCACUUUCUUCGCCAGCUUAUGGUAUUUAUUCUCUGGUCAUACAGAGAACCUUCAAAACAUGAUGGUUGGCACAAAUACUAGGCCCGGUGAUAUUGCUAUAGCGUUUUACACUGGGCUGUUCUCAUAUUCCGGCUGGAAUUAUCUUAAUUUCGUCACCGAAGAACUAAAAGAUCCAUACAGAAACUUACCGCGAGCCAUCUGCAUAUCGAUGCCAGUAGUAACUCUUGUUUACGCCCUCACUAACGUGGCGUACUUUGCGGUGCUUACGAACGCCGAGAUUCACGCAUCUGAAGCAGUCGCUGUCACCUUCAGUGAAAAGAUCCUUGGCGUAGUAUCAUGGAUCAUGCCUCUGUUUGUGGCCUUGUGCACUUUUGGUUCAUUAAAUGGAGCGAUCUAUGCGUCUUCACGUCUUUUCUUCGUCGGAGCCCGAAAUGGGCACCUGCCCAUGGCCAUAUCGUUAAUAGAUGUGAGGAGGCUAACACCCGUACCCUCGUUAAUAUUUAUGUGUCUUGUGACGCUCGUGCUGCUCAUGUUCAACAACGUGGAGUCGCUGAUCGUGUACGUGACUGCAGUUGAAGCACUCUUCACGCUGUGCUCCGUAUCCGGUCUCCUCUGGAUGCGAUAUACACGGCCGCAGCUAUCUCGUCCUAUACGAGUCAGCCUCCUCCUUCCUGUAGUUUUUCUAAUCGUCUGCACAUUCCUUGUAGUUUUCUCUUGUUUCACGCAUCCAAUCGAAGUCGGCAUCGGCAUCGCUUUCAUUGCCCUUGGCGUGCCGUUAUUUUGCAUUUUUAUUAUGUGGAAGAACAAACCGCAGUGGAUGGAAUCCGCCUGCAACGCCUUUAACAUAGCCUGCUCUAAGAUGUUCCUUUGCCUCCCAGAAGAUUCUAAAGAAUUAUGA